Molecule: messenger RNA, 2064 nt
Organism: Thyridium curvatum
Lineage: Eukaryota; Fungi; Ascomycota; Sordariomycetes; Thyridiales; Thyridiaceae
Exons: 6
Coding region: 1-2064 (687 amino acids)
Molecular function (GO): zinc ion binding; oxidoreductase activity
Source: RefSeq, a predicted model, not a curated record
AUGGCUAAAUCGGAGAGCCUGCGCACCAAGGCAUACGUCGUGGCCGAGACAGGUGCGCCUUUCAUAUUGCAAGAUGUGUUUCUAGACGAGAUGCAGCCGAGCGAAGUCCUUGUCGAGAUCUUGUACACGGGCAUCUGUCACACCGACAUUGUGGUCCAGCAGGGCGGCAUGCCCAUCGGCGGGUACCCGUGCGUCCUGGGACACGAAGGUGUCGGAAUGGUCAAACAGGUCGGCGCCGACGUAGCGAAUACAUCCUUACGACCAGGGGACACCGUACUGCUCUCGUUUCACACCUGCCGUGAUUGCAGGGCCUGCAAGGAUGGACGUUUGGGAAGUUGCCCCCACAUGACGGCUACAAACUUCAUCAAUACGGCGCGCAGGGGGCCAGGCGCGAAGUCGCCUAUCUCUCUCCCAGACGGCACACCAGUGCAUGGCCAGUUCUUCGGCCAGUCGUCGCUUGGCAAGCAUGCUGUCGUGGCGGAGCACUCCGUGAUCAAGAUCGAUGCCCGACCCGAGGACUUGCAGUUCCUCGCUCCGCUCUCAUGCGGCUAUCUUACCGGAGCCGGCACCGUCAUCAACGUUUUGCGUCCGCAGAGUCACACGAGGCUCGCCGUGCUAGGUAUGGGCGCCGUCGGCCUGGCGGCGAUGCUGGCAGCCAAAGCCGUCGGCGUCCAAGAGAUCAUUGCCGUCGACAUUGUCGAUGCGAAGCUCAGACUGGCUUCGGCACUGGGAGCUACGCAUACACUGAACUCUAAGGGGGUCACAGAGCUCAGUUCGGGCAUCCGGUCGAUAUUCCAUGACGGCGUUGACCAGAUCAUCGACACCACGGGAGUCGCGGCUCUUCUACAACAAUCAUUUAAUGCUCUUGCACAUGAAGGCACAUUAGCUCUGGUGGGCGUACCCAACCCGGCUGCCACCCUCCAGGUCAAUGCCUUGGAUUGGCUACUAUCUUGCAAGAGGCUUAUUGGGGUGAUUGAGGGCAGCGCGAACCCGCGGGAGUUGAUCCCCAAGCUAGUGAAACUAUUCCAGGAAGGAAAGUUCCCUGUUGACAAGAUCGGCAAAGUCUAUCCUGCCCAGAAUCUGGAUGAAGCAAUUGCGGAUCUCAAGUCCGGAGCUUUCCGCAAGCGCAACUUGAAGUCCACCAGUGGCGGAUAUGGACGAGAUUCUGUUUGCCCUCUGUUGACCUGGCGAGGACAUGCCGAGCUAGUAAACAGCCCUACCAACCAAAUGGCCACCCCCUCCGCCAGCAUCGCCGUCAGAGCAGCUGGCCUGCUUCAAGGCAGAGUCUCCAUUAUCACCGGGGCCUCAAACGGACUCGGACGAGCGACCGCCCUUGCGUUCAUGAAUCAAGGUGCGUCUGUCGUUUGCGCAGACCUCAAACCUUCUCAGCGGGACGAGCAGGCCACCCACAAACUCAUCCGAGAGCAGGGAGGAAAGGCCAUCUUUGUGCAGACCGAUGUUGCGGAUGAACAAAGUGUCCAGAGCUUGAUAUCACAGGCAGUGAAGGAGUUCGGAAGGCUUGAUGUCAUGAUGAAUAAUGCAGGCAUCGCGUUCGAAGCAGCUCAGCCCCGACCGAUCUGGGAGACCGCCGUGGAUGAGUUUGACGCAGUCUGCCGCGUCAACUUGCGAGGAACAUUCCUGGGCUGCAAGUAUGCCGGCGCACAGAUGCUUCGCCAGCCCCGGAUCGAAGGCUACGCCAAGGCUGGAACCAUCAUCAAUGUCGGCUCUGUCCUCGGCCUCCUUGGACUCGCAGGAGCACCGGCGUACUCUGCUACCAAGGGUGCAGUAGUAGCACUGACGAGAGCUGCUGCUAUGGAUUUUGGUCCUCAUCAUAUCCACUGCAACUCGAUUCUUCCCGGCUAUACACGGACAGCGAUGAUCUCGAGCAUGACAGACGGUGGAGAGACUGAAAGCCACUUUGCGCAAUGCCACCCACUCAAGAGGCUUGGAGAGCCAGACGAGAUUGCCAAUGCUGCUGUCUUCCUGGCCAGCGACUUGUCGAAAGGCAUUACUGGCGUUAAUUUGUCCGUCGAUGGAGGGUUGCAUGCGCAGCUGAGAUUCUAG